AUGUCGGCUGCAUCAUCACAACACGUCCUUCUCUCCCCCGCAGAGCUCGCCUACCUGCACGCGUCGCUCUCCUUGACGCCGCCAAUACGCCCGGACGGCCGGUCGCCGACACAGUUUCGUCCGCUCAUCGCCGAGACUGGCAUCCUGCCUGGUGCGAACGGCAGCGCGCGCGUGUGUUUUGCUGACGGCACCGAGGCGAUUGUGGGGGUCAAGGCUGAGGUUGAGAAGACGGUCUCGCGCAGCAAGGAGGAUGAGGAGGUUGGGUUGCUGGUUGCGAGCGCGGGCGACAUGGAUGUCGAUGAUGAAGAAGGGUAUGCCAAGGUUGGUGCGGAUAACAGGACUGGCGAGGCAUCUUGGGUUGAAAUAACUGUUGAAAUUCCCGGAGUUAGAGAUGACGACUCGGGGAUGGUGUUUUUGGCGCAAUUAUUAGGGGAGGCGUUGCUGGCAGAUGGCGAAUUUGUGAAGAAGUUAUGGAUUAAUCGGCGGUACCAUUGGAAGUUGUAUAUUGAUAUCCUGCUCAUCUCACCACCGCUUUCGUACCCCCUACCCCUACUAUCCCUUACAACUCACCUUGCGCUCCUCUCGACCCGUCUACCGCGUUUGAAGUCCGAAGGUGAUGAAGACCCGUAUUUUGACGACGACUGGGCUGUCGCUCCCUAUCUCUUCCCUCGCUCAUCAUCAGCAUCAAAAUCUUCCAAAUCCUCGCCGACACAACCCACUACUCGUCCUCCUAUCACUCUCCUAGUCAUGGCUGUCGGCAACAACAUACUCUUUGAUCCUUCCAAGGAAGAACUAGCCGUCGCCGAUGUGGCGCUUGCUGUCUCAGUCACCGCGACCGAUGUCGAUCCGGACGAGAGCGACGCGCAAAAAGAAACAGCCACGGCCACGGCAGGGCCAGACAGCGCCGACGCCGCGAAGCGCGGCAGGAAACUGCGCCUUCUGUCUAUCCGCACGAUUGACCCGCCGUCAAGGCUGACCCCGCCGGGUGUGCCUAACUCAACAAAUCCAGCAGCUAUCUAUGGGACGACGAGUAGUAGCGGCACGAAUGGAAAUGGACAACCGCAGCAAAAAGUUGAGAGCGGGAAGAUCUCAGAGCCGAUUGAGCCAAUUGAGGGCGUUUGGAGGGCUCCGAGAGGAGGUGCGAAGAGACUGGUGCUUGGAGCCUUGGUGCAGAAAGUGCUGGAGAAAGGAGGCGUUGUAGACGAGGUACUAGACGCCCUGGAGGGUGUCGAGCUGACAUAA
Molecule: messenger RNA, 1242 nt
Organism: Thermochaetoides thermophila DSM 1495
Lineage: Eukaryota; Fungi; Ascomycota; Sordariomycetes; Sordariales; Chaetomiaceae
Exons: 2
Coding region: 1-1242 (413 amino acids)
Biological process (GO): U4 snRNA 3'-end processing; U1 snRNA 3'-end processing; U5 snRNA 3'-end processing
Cellular component (GO): nuclear exosome (RNase complex); cytoplasmic exosome (RNase complex)
Source: RefSeq, a predicted model, not a curated record